Scatophagus argus is the source of this 1778-nucleotide messenger RNA. It is a transcript of the gene lpxn, whose product is annotated as leupaxin. Gene Ontology annotation, biological process: actin cytoskeleton organization; muscle structure development. Gene Ontology annotation, cellular component: filamentous actin; adherens junction; stress fiber. The transcript has 9 exons. Gene Ontology annotation, molecular function: muscle alpha-actinin binding; actin binding. The record is from RefSeq and is a predicted model, not a curated record. Lineage: Eukaryota; Metazoa; Chordata; Actinopteri; Scatophagidae. Bases 204 to 1373 code for a protein of 389 amino acids.
AGAAACAGUUCUUGAUUUCCUCUUUACUGGGAAACACCCUCAUGCUUGCUAUAGAUGGGUCUUGAUUCACUAACAAAUAAAAACAAACCUUCUCAGAGGACAGGAAAUGAUGGUUAAGAGCAGAUGUAGAGUUGGGCUGUUACCUCAGUAACUAACCUGCUGCAAAAAACACACACUCACCACAGUGACGAGCAGGGGACAACAUGGACGAGCUCGAUUUGCUGUUGGAGGAACUUGCACUGAAUUCAACAGUUACAGAGAGAGUCGAUGGUCCAUCUGGUGGGGAGGCAACAGGUGCAGAUUAUGCCGGACUUAACAAGAAAGGAAAUGUCUCAGUCUGCUCGAAUGUCUACAGUGAUCUGCCGGCUCCUGUGGCUGCUUCUGCAAACUCCAGUUCAACCACUACAGAGCUGGACUCCAUCUUGCAAGAUCUGAUGGGUCUGGGACAAGGGGAUCCAGUGAGUUCAACCACCCCACCGCCACUUACACAGAAACAGUCUGUAAAAAGGGAAACAGGAGGUGGCCAACCCGAGAACAAAGAGAGCAGCAACACAGCAGGUUCAGAUGCAAAGACGACAGACAAGAAAACAGAUGCUAUAGAUGACCUGCUAGGAGGCCUGAGCUCUGACUUGGAGAAGAUUGGCGUACGCACCACAACCAAGGGCCACUGUGCUUCUUGCAACAAAAGCAUUGUGGGAAAGAUGAUCACGGCGUUGGGUGAAGUGUGGCACCCUGAACACUUUGUGUGUAUGGUGUGUAAAGAGGAGCUGAGCACCACAGGCUUCUUUGAGAGAGAUGGACGGCCGUACUGUGACAGAGACUACCAUCAGCUCUUCUCUCCUCGUUGUGCCUACUGCAAGGGGCCCAUUACACAUAAUAUCCUGACAGCUCUGGACCAGACCUGGCACCCUGAGCACUUCUUCUGUGCUCACUGUGGAGGCCUGUUUGGAUCUGAAGGUUUCAUCGAAAAAGAUGGGAAGCCAUAUUGCAACAAGGACUUCUACAGUCUCUUUGCUCCAAAGUGCUCAGGCUGUGGGGAGUCAGUGAGGGAGAACUACCUGACUGCAGCCAAUGGCACCUGGCAUUCAGAGUGCUUCGUCUGCUCAGACUGUCUGAAGCCCUUCACUGGUGGUUGUUUCAUGGAGUUGGAUGGUAGACCCCUCUGUUCACUGCACUUCCACUCUCGGCAGGGCACUCUUUGUGGAAGCUGCAGCGAGCCCAUCACGGGCCGCUGCAUCUCCGCUCUCAAUCGCAAGUUUCACCCCGAACACUUUGUGUGUGCCUUCUGUCUACGGCAGCUCAGCCAAGGCAUCUUCAAGGAGCAGAAAGGGAAGCCAUACUGCUCGGCUUGCUUUGACAAACUCUUUGUGUGAAUAACGCCUCAGGCACUAGUCAAAUGCUGCAUCAUCGUCUUUGUGGAGAGAAUAAUCUGCUCAUGUGUUAAAAUAUGUCAACUGUACUAUUCUUACAUUACAUUACAGGUCUGUGUUUAAGUUGAAAUGUAAGAAGUCUUUCAUUGUAUAAUUGUAAGUCUUGCCAAUAAAUGUUUCCAUUUUAAGUGCUUCAUGGACUGAGGUACUUGACAUUUUAAAUGAUUUUGGAAUUGAAUUAAAAAUUAAGAGUGUGUAACCAAUGUGACACAAAUUAUGAAUAGAUUGUGUUGAAAUAUCAAGGGGAAAAACAUACAUACAAUAACAUUGCUACAUAAUUAAUUACACACGCUGUAAAACACAAGCAACACACUUAUUUGCUGGAAUAAAAACAAUGAUGAAACUUUC